AUGCCGGCCCUGAAAGCGCGCGCGCGGCCGCCGGCGCCUACAGAUCCGCCCGGAGGCAGCAGGAUCGCACGAACGAGGUCAUCUUCCUUGCUAACGAUAUCGUCGCAGCAAAUCGAUGAGGCGACAAAUACCAUGCAAAACAACAUGAUGCUGGCCAGCCAGCGAGGCGAGAAUCUCGACUCGCUGCAGAACAAGACGGACAACCUGGCGACGCAGGCGGACGGCUUCCGCCGCGGCGCCAACCGCGUGCGGAAACAGAUGUGGUGGAAGGACAUGAAGAUGCGCAUGUGCAUCAUCAUCGGCAUCAUCAUCUUGCUGGUUGUCAUUAUCGUGCCGAGUGGUGAGUACCCGGCGAUGCCUCAUGGGUAG
Messenger RNA from Neohortaea acidophila, 369 nucleotides. Its product is annotated as synaptobrevin-domain-containing protein. The transcript has a single exon. Gene Ontology annotation, biological process: vesicle-mediated transport; vesicle fusion. The coding region runs from base 1 to 369 and encodes 122 amino acids. The record is from RefSeq and is a predicted model, not a curated record. Lineage: Eukaryota; Fungi; Ascomycota; Dothideomycetes; Mycosphaerellales; Teratosphaeriaceae. Gene Ontology annotation, cellular component: plasma membrane; SNARE complex. Gene Ontology annotation, molecular function: syntaxin binding; SNAP receptor activity.